UACUGUCGUGCGCGUGUCCUUAUUUAGUAAUUUGUUUGUUUGCUUGUUUGUUUGUUUGUUUAAUUAUUUAUCUCUCUAUCUACUAGCAUGCGCACGUCCUGACUGGCUUACAUUUUCAUCAGGCUAUUUCAGGCUAUUAUUUAUUUGGCUGUUGCAAUGUUUUGGUCACGUGCUGCUCGGCUGCUCUGUUUACUUUCGUUUCGUCGUUCGGUUUUGUUUCUCUGUAAUAAAGAGCGUCAUGGGCGGGUGCGUGCAGAGUGCGUGCAGAGUGUGUGCAGAGUGUACGGAGCGCGAGCUCUGCGCUCUUUACUGAACAUGUCCGUGUCGCGGCUAGCGCGCGGCUGCUCGCGGCUCUUCCUGCUGGAGCUGGAGGCGCGCGCAGAGCCGCUCUGCUUCAGCCUGAGCUCUGAGCGCAGCGCGAGCACCAGAGCGGACGCGGAGGCGGUGCGGCGCGCUUUCGGCAGCGCGCGCAUCUUCUCUCUGCUGGUUGACGGCGGCGGCGGCGGCGGCAGAGUGCAGAGAGCGCGGAGUCACGCCGAGCUCAUGAAGACGCUGCAUGCACAGCUACCGCCCGAGUGCAGCUUCUCACCGCUCACCUCCUUCCUCCCCGGCGCCAAGGACUCCCUCAUCCGGGGCUUUUUCUUGAGGGACGAGUCCGCCUCGAACUCCACAGAGCGCCUUUUAAGCGACUUCAAGCAGAGUCACUCAUUGAGCGUGUUCUCGUAUGAGCGCGAUUGUGAUGGGCAGUACUGGUGGUGCCAGGAGAUGUUUAGGAGUCCCGCCACAGAGCCAGAGGCUGGACAGAACCAGAGGUUUUACGUCACGCCCACCACAGCCCCCGAGCACCAUCCAGCAAUACUGAACAUUAUCAACUCUGACGUCUUCUACCGCCUGGAGGAUGCUUACCAGGUUCUUAAGGAGUGCAGGAACAUCAUUCCAGAGUCAAAGGCAGUGCUGGAGAUUGUGGACCAACAACUGGAGGCCUGCAGGCAGGAUAAAGGGUUUCCAGUCAUCGUGUUAGAAGGACUGGAUGCUACAGGUAAAAGCACUCUGACUGAAAGCCUACAGAAAGCUCUGGGUGCCACUCUGCUGAAAUCUCCUCCCCAGUGCCUCGCCCCAUACAGACAGCGCUUUGACUCAGAGCCUCCACUCAUCCGCAGGGCCUUCUACGCUCUGGGGAACUACAUUACUGCAGCCCAGAUACGGAGAGAGUCAUCACAGAGCCCUGUGAUUGUGGACAGAUACUGGCACAGUACAGCAGCGUAUGCUAUAGCCACUGCAGUGAGCGGCCCAGUGGAAAAGCUGCCCUCUCAGGGCUCAGAGAUCUACGAAUGGCCCUCUGACCUACUCCGGCCCAGCCUGGUCCUGCUGCUGACCGUCAGCCCCCAGGAGCGGCUCCGGAGGCUCCAGCACAGAGGCCUAGGGCAGACUGAAGAGGAGACCCAGCUAGAGGUCAAUCACUUGUUCCGCCAGAAAGUGGAUGAAGCUUACAAGCGGAUCCAGAACCCUGCGUGCGUCGUUGUGGAUGCCAGCCCCUCCCCGGACCAAGUGCUCCAACAAGUGCUGCGUUUAAUCAGAAACAAAUGCCACUUGUAAACACUGUUACUGAUUUGGCCCGGAGGCUGCAGUGCCACUCUGCACCACUAGAUGCCAGUAUAGCGUUAGAAAUUUCCCCCUUAGACAAAAGGGGCCCCACUGAAAAAAAGACUCAGGGUCUUGGAGUGCAUUGGCCGCACAGGAGGCUGAUGGCUAAGGGCCAGCGAGUAUCUAAACCCGUAUCUGGACAUGUCACAACCUGUUCACUUCCCACAGAGUAGCGCUGAUGACACGAGAGGGAAAGUUAUUAUGAAUGCCGGGACUAGCCGUCAACUCUCAUAUACACAGCUACAGCUUAGCAUGUUCCAUUCGCUCCGUGUUAUGCUAUUCUCACAUGCCGGAGCACAGGAACUGAACCGAAAAGGCUUGGCGAAUUCAUCAAUCACUUCAAUUAGAUUUCAGCACAAGGGCCUAUUGUUGGUCAGCUCCACAUUGAAGUCCUAUGAGAGAGAAAACACUCCACAUUAAGAGCUAUCAGGAUCUCAUAGGCCAGGAAAAUCGUUCAGAUAUAGGGAUUUUUUUUACAGCAUUGAUAAAGAGAGAUGCUAAAGGAAGUCAUUUUUGUUCUCUCGCUGUUUGAUGUGCUUGACAUACUUUCCACUCAGGCUUUACAAAGAGAAUAUGCUUUUUGUGUCUAAUGUCUUUGUUCAGUAAGCACUUUAUAAUAACCACUUUAUAAAUCUGUACCUAAUGAGUGAUGUAUUUACCUGUUUGCUUUAGGGCUGUCACAAUUUAUCAAUUAAAACCGACAUCCUUGAUGAAUCA
Colossoma macropomum (tambaqui) is the source of this 2361-nucleotide messenger RNA. RefSeq names its product cytidine monophosphate (UMP-CMP) kinase 2, mitochondrial (gene cmpk2). The record is from RefSeq and is a predicted model, not a curated record. Bases 157 to 1596 code for a protein of 479 amino acids. Gene Ontology annotation, biological process: dTDP biosynthetic process; dTTP biosynthetic process; dUDP biosynthetic process. The transcript is spliced from 5 exons. Lineage: Eukaryota; Metazoa; Chordata; Actinopteri; Characiformes; Serrasalmidae. Gene Ontology annotation, cellular component: mitochondrion; cytoplasm. Gene Ontology annotation, molecular function: dTMP kinase activity.